CAGCUGUUCAGGCAGACAGCUGAAUGAGCUUACACCUAUGUAAGCUGGUAUAACGUAUAGUUUCCCUCCAAAGACGAAGAUGCUUUUGUGAAUACUAAACUUUGCAAACUGCUACAAGUACUAGGGCUGAGCCCUCGCAGAGUGAUGACAGACGAAGACAUAUUUUGGUUUGAGUCAGGAGAAAUAGUUUAACCGAAGACAUCUCUGGCCAAGGAAACCAACCAGGAGGAGGCAUAACUUCGCCUGUGUGGCAACCGGCCGCCUGCAUGUCCUCUACUAAUGAGCUCCAGCCGUGAAUGAGCGCUGGCUUUACGCGCAGAUUGAAAGGGAAAGGUCGAAGGACGGUCUGUUGCGAUGAGAACAAAGUGGCAUCUCUAUAUUUUGUGGAGUCUCUUAUCACUCGGCCUCCCCAGCGGUGCAGCGAACCCUUAUGAGUCCCCAUUCACCGCGAGGGAAAACGUUUUCACAUCGGGUUCUCCAGAAUCCAGACUGAUCAAACUGUCAGCAGCCUCCCCGCUGCCUCGAGUCGGCUCCCGAAGGCCCUACCCUCCCGCGACCCCCGCAACGCCUCGGUCCAUGCGUCCGGCAAAGCCCGAGCCAAAGAUCCAGUCGGACUUUGCCUACCUCCCAGACGUCUCUGUGACCUGCUCCACGUCGGACUUUGUCGUGCGGGUCAAACCGGCUUUCUACGGCCUGGGCGCAGAUGCGGGGGAGCUGAGAUUAGGCGGCAGCUGCAGAAGCAACGGGGCUCUCGGACCGUACGGUGACCUCCUCUUCACGUAUCCCCUGACGGCGUGCGAUGCCGUGCUCGAGGUGCGUCAAAGUUACCUGGUCUACAAAUUCGUGCUCCUCUAUGAGCCUUCGCCAAAACGGCUGCCAAGCAGAGCGCACCGGGUCGAUGUCGACAUUGAAUGCCGUUAUCCGAGGAACCAUCAUGUGUACCAGCUGGCUGUGAGACCCACCUGGCAGACUGCUGUUGUGCGGAAAAGGCUUAAAGGUCGUCCCAGCGACUUCCAGAUCGAGUUGAUGGACGAUUCGUGGAGCAUACCAGCCAAGUCCCAGGUGUACCAGCUUGGGCAGACGGUAAAUUUCCAGGUCUCCGCUCCCCACCCCCCCUCUGGAGGAAAACUUUACAUCAGUAGCUGUUAUGCAACACCAUCCAGUGGCUCUAAAUCACCCCUUAAAUACGCCAUCAUUGACAAUUUUGGCUGUAUGCUGGACAGCAAGAGGUACCCAGGGGCCUCUCAGUUCAUCUAUCGGACAGACAAGACCCUGCGAUUCUCCCUGAAGGCUUUCCAGUUUACGGCUGACCCUGAAACUGAGGUCAGCAUUCACUGCAGUUUAUCAGUCACAUCAGAGGAACCAAAUCCUGCACACAAAUCUUGCACCUACAGAGGGAACAGGUGGACGGCCCUCAUUGGUGACAACUCCAUAUGUGAAUGCUGUGAUUCACAAUGUGUGACCUCUAAACCCCAGAGGGCCACCAUGGAAGGCUCUGCCAGCAGUGAUUCCCUGCUAGUCUCUGAUCAGCCGUUCACAGCAGAAGAUGGUUUUCUACCAGUCAGUCCCUCCCUGGUCAACAUGAGCAGAGAAGGCAAGACCACAGUGAGUCGUCUCACUGAUGAGCUGCGCAGUCAUGAGUAUCUGUGGGAAAGUACCGAUGUAGGAAAGUAUGAUGAUGAAGAGAGAGGCUACAUCGAAGAGGAGCUUGAAGAAGAAGCGGAAAGCAGGGUUAUCCUUGAAGUGAUGACAGGGCCUGAGUUAGAGAAAUUAGUUUUCAGGCAUGGUGUUUUAGUGAAGGAGAGGAAAGAGGCUGAAGUAAAGGAUUUAAAUGAGCUUGGGGUGGAUGGCUCAGGGUAUGAAGUAGAGGAGGAUUUUUUAGAGGGGGAAAAAGAGAAAGUAAGAUCUGAGGGAGGAGAAGAUGAAAUCUCCGAUGCAAAGCAGGCGACCCAUUUGAAUCAGAAGGAAGGGGAAGUGCUCCGUCACUGGGCGCAGUUGGAGCAACUAAGAGUCGGCCUACAGAGAGAGGUGCAGCCCAUGGACCCUGAAGGGGAUGAAGAAAACAGGAGGUAUAUAGAUACUGGGGAAGAGGAUGAGAGGACAAGAGCCUAUGACGUGGAGUGGAAGAAUGAUGACGGUCUGGUAGCGGAUGACGGGGAGAUGACUUGGUAUUUCGCAUGGAGGUAGUAUUAGAUCAAUGCGUCCCUGGCUAAUGACUGUUCUAACUCUUCAUAACAACUUUCAUUUCAAUAAAAAUAAACAUGAAAAUGCAAGUGACAGACUGUCUUUCAUCAUAACUUACAUCAGACUAAGAAACCAUUUCUUUUUUAAAAUUCUGAAUUUCAAAAACCUGGAAAAUGUUAGUGAGUCAAACUAUAUAUUUUUAGGUUUGUACUGGAAUAUGAAUUGGAGGCUGAAAUAAGAAAAUGCAUGCCAGUGCUUGGACAGCAAUCUUCUGAAUAAAAAGGAUCCUCCUCA
Xiphias gladius (swordfish) is the source of this 2478-nucleotide messenger RNA. RefSeq lists its product as uncharacterized. The transcript has 9 exons. Gene Ontology annotation, molecular function: acrosin binding. Gene Ontology annotation, biological process: binding of sperm to zona pellucida; positive regulation of acrosome reaction; egg coat formation. Gene Ontology annotation, cellular component: extracellular matrix. The record is from RefSeq and is a predicted model, not a curated record. The coding region runs from base 355 to 2187 and encodes 610 amino acids. Lineage: Eukaryota; Metazoa; Chordata; Actinopteri; Istiophoriformes; Xiphiidae.